Cyprinus carpio (common carp) is the source of this 2130-nucleotide messenger RNA. Its product is annotated as protein ALP1-like. The transcript is spliced from 2 exons. The record is from RefSeq and is a predicted model, not a curated record. Bases 1277 to 2083 code for a protein of 268 amino acids. NCBI's taxonomy places the organism in Eukaryota, Metazoa, Chordata, Actinopteri, Cypriniformes, Cyprinidae.
AAAAAAAAUGUGCUGGUAUCAGAUUGGAUCGUUAUCGGCAGAUACUCAGAAUUUUCGGUAUCGGAUCAGAUUGGUUCUGAAAAAAUGGUAUCGUUGCAUCCCUGGUAUCUACCAAAUAUACACCAAUAUAAACUGCAUCUCUCUCUCCUCUCCGUCAGUGAGUUUGACACGCAUCCGUCUCCUGUCAAUUACAGAGUGUUCACGCGGGACUGCAGGUAUUCUGCAUAAUUUUAAUCAUUCCCGUGCGAGGGUCGAGGGAGGCAGACAGGGAACAGUGAGUAUAAUCCAACAGUAAAGUCACAAGGGCAGGCGGCAGAGAAUCACAACAGAUUGAACAGUCCAGGGUCAUACACAAGAGAUCUAACUAUCAGGGAAUAAACGCUCAGAAAUGUAGCCGGGGCCAUACAAGACUUUGCAAAGACUAACGCUGCAUCCGAAAACUUAGGCAGCUGACUUGCUGCCUCCCUGCCUUAUGAGGCAAUGACUUCAAAGGCUGCGUUUUUGCACGAAGGCACCUCCGGAAACAGUUUUGGACAGGCUUCUGAGGCAGCAACAUACGUGGUUGCUAUGUUACCAGGAGCUCGUUACCGCCACCUGGUGUAUUCGGUCAGUGAUUUAAUUUAAUAAAAAUGGAAAUAAAACAGUUAAUACAGUUAUGUAUGAACUCUGUGAUGAUUUUUGAAGAACUUGAUGAACUCGCUCGCCAAAGGUCUGUGCACCGGAGGAGAAGGUUGAGAAUGGCAGCUACUUUUUACUUAAAUGGAAGAACAGAGGUAAGUCUUAAUUGAAGGUUAGGUAUUUGUUCUCAUUUUCUAAAAUAAACAUAUUAUAAACAGCAAUACUGUUUUUUAUUUUAUUAUUACAGUAUCACUGUUCAUUAUUGUAUAUAUUUUCAAAACCUCCUAGGCAAAUCUUAUAAUUAAGCUAAUAUUAUAAAUAUUAGCAAGUGUUAGAUUUAAAAAAAUAUUUUAUUAAACAUAAUUAUUAUACAUAUUAUACAUUCCAAAAUGAGCAGUUUUUCAGUUUAAUUACAUUUUCCCAACAGAGCUCACCAGUUUAUUCCAUCUGCAACCAAACAGUCCCACUCCUACGCAUCUUUUUUGAAGGGGGUUACACACGGCCUGAUUUCCGGCUGAGUCGUGUGUCCAUUACAGCCCUUCUCCAGCUCCUGGACCAGAGGCGGGUUCAUGGGUGGGGUCCAACCAUUGAACUACUGGUCUUCCUUUUCUGGCUGGCCAGUGGAAGCUCCUACCGUGUGGUGUCCAGGGCGUUUGACAUGCCCACAUCCACUGUUCACCAACUCAUCCAUCGAGUUGCGGGGGCAAUGACAGGUCUUACACCACGUGUGAUAAGCGUCCCAAACACCUUGGAUGCACAAAGGGAGGUGGGUGAGGGUUUCAGGCAGCUGGCAGGGCAUCCAGCUUUUCAAUGGUCAAUGGGUGCCAUUGAUGGAUGUCACAUCCGGAUCAAAGCACCUGGAGAACCCCAUGCUCAGUGCUACAGAAACCGCAAACUGUUUCCCUCAAUCCAGCUGCAGGCUGUAUGUGACCACAAAGCCAGGUUUAUUGAUGUCUUUGUUGGCUUUCCUGGCUCUGUGCACGACUCCAGAGUCCUCCGACACAGCCCCCUGUAUCGCAGUGGGGCAUAUCCACCACCGGGACACUUCCUCCUGGGUGAUGGAGGCUACCCCUGUUUGGAGAGGCCCAUUGCCCUGUUGACACCCUUCAAGCAGCCCGUAGGAGUGGCACAACAGAGGUUUAAUGCUCAUCAUGCCAAAGCCCGCUCAGUCAUUGAGCGAGCAUUUGGCAUCAUGAAGGCCAGGUGGAGGGCCAUCUUCUUCCACGCCCUGGAGGUUGACACGUCAUUCGUCCCAGAUGUUGUGAUGGCAUGCACCAUACUGCAUAACAUCUGUAUUGGCAAUGACGACAUUAUGGCAGUAGAAGAAGAGCAACCUGAGCAAGAGGAAGAAGACGUGGCUGGGGAGACUACAAAUGGAAGUGCUCUGCGUGAACGCAUUGCUGCACAACUGUCUGCCCUGCAGGACCAUGUUAUCGAUCAUGAUUACCAUGUACAAUAUAAUUAAACUUAAAUACAAACAAGAUUGAUCUUACCCUUUAUCUUCAUUUCACA